AUGGAGAAGGAGACCCGUAUUCAGGCGAUUCCCCUGGACAGCACGUCGAAUGUGGACGCCGGAUCUGACCAGCUGAUGGUUGAGAGAGGCAUCAACAAGCCAACGCGAAGCCGUAACUUGCAGUUAAGCUUGAAAAAGCUCAUUCAGGAUGCUCACUGGGCCUUCAAAACCACUUCUGACGGUGUCCAAGACUGGACACCGUUCUUUCUGGUGCUGUCGUACUUUGUCUUCUCGACGACAGUCUACAUGAACGCGACCUCCACCAUCAUUGCAGCGUUCUGGUUCGUCUAUUUGAUGACCAACACCUACAUCGCUACCGCUACGGUCGUGGAAGCGGUGACCAGCAUGGGAGCUUUCACUGACUCCCGAAAGGCGCUGGCCAAGGUGGCCAAAAACAACUGGAAGUUCCCGACCCCUGACAGCGAUCUGCUAAAGCUGGACAUUAUCAUCGUGGCAUACCUGCCCAACGAGCAGGACAUUGUCAUGGACCGUGUCAACUACCUUUUGCAGGAGAUUGUCUAUCCGCGAGACAAGCUCCGAAUCAACUUGAUUUACAAUACCCCAUACGAAAUCCAACCGCUCGAGGACGAACUACGGCAGUUGGCCCUACAACACCCAGAUAAUCUGCGGAUAAUCAAGGUGCCCAACUCUACCUCCAAGGCAGACAACAUCAACUACUACUGCGCCAUGGACGGGAUUGACGCGGAUGUCUCGGCAAUCUUUGACUGCGACCACUACCCACACCCUUACGCUCCUCGCUGGGCAAUGGAGCGGUUCGUCAAAGACAAAAAAGUCGAUAUUGUUCAGGGGCGAUGCGUUGUCCUCAAUGCAAACGAUAACCUAAUGACUUCGAUGAUCGGAGUCGAGUUCGAUAAAAUCUACGCCGUCUCUCACCCAGGACGCGCGGCCAUGUUCAAAUUUGGCCUGUUCUGUGGAUCGAAUGGCUACUGGCGGACCUCGCUGCUGCGCGAGCUGAAGAUGGACGACUCCAUGCUCACAGAAGACAUUGAUUCGGCACUACGAGCUUUUGGGAGUGGAGCUUAUGCCGUGCAUGAUCUUAAUGUCACUUCUUUCGAACUGGCACCUCUGUCGAUGUCUGCCUUUUGGAAACAACGACUGCGCUGGUCGCAGGGAUGGGUCCAAGCCAGUGGACGCCAUAUGCACCUCAUCUGGAGUCGAUCGCCCGACCCGAACAAGACGCGCACUGCCAGACAGCGAUUCGGCAUUCUUUCGCUACUGCUGAUACGCGAACUAAGUUACUACCUCAUCACUCAAUAUCUCUGUCUCGUGCUGAGCAUUGUCAUUGUCCGGUUCCCGAAGAGCGGGCACGAUCUAUACACCCUAGUGUUCUUUCAAUAUCCGGUUGCAUGGUGGCUGUUCAUGUUCAGUAUAUUCUCAUUUGCCGGCACGCUAUACGUGACGUUCCACUUCCGCUCGGAAUUCACCCGAUGGUAUACGAUCCCCAUCUUCGCAGUGACCUACCCAGUCCAGCUGGUGCUCACAGCUGUACUCGGUCUGUUCGGACAUGCCCGCCAAGUGAGCAAGUAUGUCAAGUGGAACCCAACGCCAAGAGGUUGA
Talaromyces rugulosus is the source of this 1578-nucleotide messenger RNA. RefSeq lists its product as uncharacterized. The transcript has 2 exons. The record is from RefSeq and is a predicted model, not a curated record. The coding region runs from base 1 to 1578 and encodes 525 amino acids. Lineage: Eukaryota; Fungi; Ascomycota; Eurotiomycetes; Eurotiales; Trichocomaceae.